This is a messenger RNA of Morus notabilis, 1784 nucleotides long. Its product is annotated as xyloglucan 6-xylosyltransferase 2. The transcript has a single exon. Bases 296 to 1687 code for a protein of 463 amino acids. Gene Ontology annotation, cellular component: membrane; endosome; trans-Golgi network. Gene Ontology annotation, biological process: xyloglucan biosynthetic process. The record is from RefSeq and is a predicted model, not a curated record. Gene Ontology annotation, molecular function: xyloglucan 6-xylosyltransferase activity; hexosyltransferase activity; UDP-xylosyltransferase activity. NCBI's taxonomy places the organism in Eukaryota, Viridiplantae, Streptophyta, Magnoliopsida, Rosales, Moraceae.
UUAAAAAAAUAAAGAAGGUAAAGCAAAUUGUCGGAAACACUGUCUGAAACCCAUUUAUCAUUCUCUCUGGAUCUUCCUUCUUCAGCUCCACCGACUCUCCAUUUUCUUAAUUUUCCCAAAACCCCCCCCCAAAAGUUCCUUCUAUUUACGAUCCUGACCCCAAUCGUUUUAGUCUCCUUAUUGAGACCUUCCAUUUUCAGAUCCUGAAGAAAAAGGGUGAAAGAAAAAACACUUCCUUCUUCAAACCUCGAAUUGUUCGAGUCCCCGUGUUAACUCAGGGCGAGUCAGAGAAGAAAUGCUGGAGCGGUGCCUGGGAGUCCGCCGGGUCCGGCAGAUCCAGAGGGCGGUUCGCCACGGAACGGUGACGUUUCUGUGCCUCUUCCUCACCGUCGUCGUCCUUCGUGGCACCAUCGGCGCCGGAAAGUUCGGCACGCCGGAGCUGGACUUCAACGAGAUCCGCGACCACUUAUCCUACACGCGCCGCCGCGGCGAACCCCAUCGCGUCCUCGAGGAGGCCUCCGCCCAAAACGACGCCGGUACCGCCGCCGCUUCGAACGCCGACCCCAACAACUACGCCACCUUCGACAUCUCCAAGAUCCUCGUCGACGAAGGCGAGGACGAGAAGCGCGAUCCCAGCAAGCCUUACACUCUCGGCCCGAGAAUCUCCGAUUGGGACGAGCAGAGAUGGGAGUGGCUGAAGAACAACCCGGGUUUCCCCAAUUUCCUCGCGCCGAACAAGCCUAGGGUUCUCCUCGUCACCGGUUCUUCGCCGAAGCCGUGCGAGAAUCCCGUCGGAGAUCAUUACCUUCUCAAAUCGAUUAAAAACAAAAUCGAUUACUGCCGGCUCCACGGGAUCGAGAUCUUCUACAACAUGGCGCUUCUCGACGCGGAAAUGGCGGGGUUUUGGGCGAAGCUUCCGUUGAUUCGCAAGCUUUUGCUCUCGCAUCCGGAGAUUGAGUUCCUCUGGUGGAUGGACAGUGACGCGAUGUUCACGGACAUGGCGUUCGAGGUUCCAUGGGAGAGGUAUAAAGAUCACAACUUCGUAAUGCACGGCUGGAACGAGAUGAUUUACGAUGAGAGGAACUGGAUCGGUCUCAACACCGGAAGCUUCCUGCUUCGGAAUUGCCAGUGGUCGUUGGACAUACUCGACGCUUGGGCUCCGAUGGGACCGAAAGGCAAAAUCCGAGACGAGGCCGGUAAGAUUCUGACACGAGAGCUCAAAGGCCGGCCGGUUUUCGAAGCCGACGAUCAGUCCGCCAUGGUUUAUCUCCUGAUGAAGGAAAGAGACAAGUGGGGAGAGAAAGUUUACCUGGAAAGCGCUUACUAUCUGCACGGAUACUGGGGAAUUCUGGUCGAUCGAUACGAGGAAAUGAUCGAUAACUAUCACCCGGGGCUCGGCGAUCACCGUUGGCCAUUGGUGACCCACUUUGUGGGGUGUAAGCCUUGUGGGAAGUUUGGGGAUUAUCCUGUUGAGAGGUGUUUGAAGCAAAUGGACAGGGCGUUCAACUUUGGGGACAAUCAGAUUCUUCAGAUGUAUGGGUUUACACACAAGUCUUUGGCUAGUCGGAAAGUGAAGAGAGUUAGGAAUGACACAAGUAAUCCUCUUGAAGUAAAGGACGAGCUUGGAUUGCUUCACCCAGCCUUUAAAGCGGUUAAGGUAUCAUCAUCAUCAUCAUCAUCAUCGUGAUUAGAUUUUUAGCUUCAAGUUGAAGUUAAAUGUUGAAACUUGAAACAGAGAAUUUCAUAAUUCGUUCUUUUUUUUUUUUUUUUUUUUUUUUUUGGGU